GUUCCUGUUCGCGUUUCAAGCGCGGCAGCGAGCCGCUCCUCAUGGACUUCGCGCUGGUCAGCUACCACGCGGAGCAACACAUCAGCCACACCAUGGAGAUCCUAGAUGUACCCUGGAGGCCGCAUAUCGGACAAUGCUUAGUCGUUAACGGGGCGAUCCAAUACAACGUGGUCAGAAACCUCACGAUGCCGCGCCCGUUCAGACACCCGAAGUUUGCGAAGCAACUGCCCAACCCAGACAGUAAGAGGCAGAAGAAGCUGACCAAGCAGAACGAGGAGGAGAACAUGGACCCCUUCGACGAGCUUGACAACUGCCUGGACAUGGAGGAUCAUAUACACGAACAACAGGACCUCGCACAAAUGCCGAUGGAGAUGCUUCUCGAGCAGUUGGGGUGCGACACCGACCGCGAGGACGAGUCAGAGCGCCACCUUCAAGGCCACCGGGUGCGAGGCCGUGAAGCUGGGCGAGCAAUAUCAAGGCUCAUGCAUGACAUGGAGGACUUCUACUGCGCGGCCUACAGCAUCCCGAUCAAGGAGAGGCGCAUGUUCAAAGGAAGGGGCAUCCCGAAGGAGCUGAAGUGCAAAGAGCAGAAAGAACGAGGACCCAGGCACGCAAGACAGAAGGACCACAACGCAGACUGGUGGCACGGAACGGCGAACACCCUGAACACGAUCGAGCAGCUCAAGAAGCGCACCAGGGGCAAUGAAAUACAGAACAGGGCGGCCACGACAUGCAGACUACUCGCCAUAGAAGGAAUACCACCACUCGGCCACCAGGCAUCGGCAACGGCACGGCUUCACAGGAAGAUUUGGAAGACGAGACUACUCAGCAUCGACAAGCAGGAAGUAGACAUCAUCGAGGGCAUGCGACGACAAGCGGAGCAGCAGGCACAUAAGACCCUCAAAGACGACAUCGCGAACGGCAGGAAGGCACACAUCAAAUGGAUCGCGACGACAGCCAAGGAAUCGCCAGGGAAAAUGCACACCAUCACGAAGGACGGGAAGCGAUACGAACAGGAGCUACUAGACGAGUUGGACAAGAGACACUCACCAGUGGGCAAGAUGGACGCCAAGCGGAAGAUCUUCGAGAGCAUCUGGAGAAAUGGGCACGGCGCUGCAGACGUGGAGCUCCUCAAGGACCUCAGACGACUGAGCUGCUUACGAGAAGCCAUGCUCAGAAUCAUCGACGACGAGACCGCAGACGCCUUAGACGCCACCACGGCAGGGGCCCUCAUAGACAUCGAGAGGUUCUACGACAACGUCCAGUUCGAGUACACCGCGCGAGCAGCCCAGCACUUCAGCUUCCCGACGCGCAUAUUGGCCAUGUCGCUGAUACAGCACAUGACAUCGCGACUCCCACGACAGGAAGGGCGCUACAGCGAGCACACGCUGGCCAGCAAGUCCCUCCUGGCGGGCUCACGCCACAGCAAUAACUUGGCAAGGGCCCUGGUAUACAUCACGAUCACGAGACACCUGAACGAAGAACCGACGUCAAACCCCAGGAUACGGUUUGACGACACCAGCCUCAGGGCAACAGGAAGCAAGACGGCAGCGGAGCAAGACAUCGCACGACACGUAGGUUCGCUCAACCUGCAGCUGUCAAAUAAUCAUCCAAAGAUGGCGGAGAAGUCGGUGGUAUUCGGCCCAACCACCAAGAGCACCGCCAACAUCACCAAGAAGCUCGCCAAGUUCAACAUCAAGGUCAAGCCAGUCAGAGAAGGCAGGGACCUAGGACUCGACCGUGGCGCGCGGCCUCUCACCACACGUGCCACACACAGAGUCAGAGCAACGAAGGCGGGCAAGCGAUUCAACAUGGUAGGCAAGAAGCUGAGGCAGCUGAACACCAAGCAGAUCAAGGGCAUCGCGGAGCAAGGGGCGAUGGCAUCGAUACUGCACGGGCGCAGGGCGUUCGGCAGCUCGCCAUCCGAGCUGAAGCGCAUCAGAAGGCAGUACGGCAAGGCACUAAGACGAACCUGGACGGGAGGAGCGGACUUCACGGACGUCAAAAGACAGAUCAACAAGCUCAAGAGGAACGGCAAGUACCAGGACUACGGAGCACUACUCGCGGCGGUCUGUGGUGGUACUUGGACGGGAGCGCGAAAGGCGGCGGCAUUCGGCACAGCGGGUGCGUGCAAGUGCGGGGCGCUGGACACGGACUUCCACCGCAUCUAG
Molecule: messenger RNA, 2171 nt
Organism: Prorocentrum cordatum
Lineage: Eukaryota; Dinophyceae; Prorocentrales; Prorocentraceae
Source: the annotation of a GenBank genome assembly